Molecule: messenger RNA, 729 nt
Organism: Aspergillus puulaauensis
Lineage: Eukaryota; Fungi; Ascomycota; Eurotiomycetes; Eurotiales; Aspergillaceae
Exons: 2
Coding region: 1-729 (242 amino acids)
Source: RefSeq, a predicted model, not a curated record
AUGGACAAGCCCAAACAAGCCCCUUCAUCUGGCGAAUUCCCCUUUGAUUUAAUAGCAGACCCCGAAGCCGCUAUCUCUAUACCCUUCGAUAUGGAGUCAUUUGAGUCCAAUCUUUUCCUCUCUCCAUAUUUGACAUCAAGCCUGCUAUACGAUUCCGUCCCCGAUGCCGCUACACCAAGCACCCUCCUAAGUAGCGACGAAGCAUCGCCCAGCUGUGUGGCAGAUGACCUCACAUUGCCAACAUACAGUAGCAGGUCAUCUCCGAGUCCUCACACACCAACUGUCCACAUGAGUGAGGUAGAAAGUGAGCCUCACACGCCACCCACUGUCGAAUACACUCCUAAAAGGACGAGUCCAUACAAGGCCCGGGCCAGGGACAUAACGCAUAACCCAAAGACUAGUGCACCGACCCUGACUCUGAAAUGCAUGUACGAGGGCUGCGCCUACAAGGGCAGCUUCAAGCGCAGAUAUGACCUGCGGCGCCAUGUGCGCACCCUGCAUACCUCUCCUAAAUCCCAUGUCUGUCCAGAGCCUGAGUGUCAGGGGAAGAGGGUGUUUAAUAGGAAGGAUGGCCUGCAGAAUCAUAAACGGCGGUAUCAUAGUGCAAGCGUGGUUCAGGUUCCUUUUUGCGGACCCUCUCCUAUGGGCGCGCAAGGUGUAUUUAGUGAUCCCAUGGGACGCUAUAAUGGGUAUAGUGGCUCUACGAGAUGGGGGAUGAGGUCUCGUUGA